AUGGCCUAUAACCGUGGCUACAACCCGGAUGCUCUGCCCGCGUGAGUAUUCUCGUCCUCGUCCUCGUAUCCGUAUCCUGCACUGCUCUUGCCGAGUCACGGCGGAGAUUGCGCAAGUCUGCUUUAAGGGAGGAACGUCGCGCUGAUGAAACACGUUCACUUCAGUCAUGCAGAGCCCGAGCAAGCUGCCCAGAUGCUGAACCCGAACUCCUCCUCCUCCUCCUCCGCCGGCGCGCCGCAGCCACGACGAGACGGACGGAGCGAUUCGAAUCUCAACUACAACAAGCCCGUGCCUCCACCACCUCAAGUCUCGAAUCUAAGACCCGGCCAGGACGAUCGCUAUGGCAGACAGAGCCCCGCGGGUGGCUACCAGUCUCCAGCUCCUCCAGGCGCAUACGGCUCUUCCAAUCCCCCGCCUCAGAACCAAGCCUACACCGAUUACGGCCGCCAGACUUCGCCCCGCUAUGAUCAAUAUAAUCAGUCUCCAGCACCGCGGUACGGCCAAGGGCAAGGCUACGGCAACCAACAAGGCUACAACCAGCAGCCACCACCUCCACCACGAACCAACACCAACAACAACAGCUACGGCGUAACAUCUCCUCCUCCACCCUCAAACUACGGCCAAGGCCCACCACCGCAAGGCUACCACAACCGCCCUCCGAUCCCCGAAUACCAACGUCCCCCGACCACCGCUCCGCCCCGCGACGGCAACGACCGCGACGCGCUCUGGCCGCUCUUUCUACAAGUAGACAAGAACCGCAGCGGCCAGCUCACCGAAGCCGAACUCCAACGCGCCCUCGUCAACGGCGACUACACCGCCUUCGACUUACACACCGUGAGGAUGAUGAUCCGCAUGUUCGACAUCGAUCGCAGCGGAACCAUCAACUUUGACGAAUUCUGUGGACUCUGGGGUUUCCUCGCAGCAUGGAGAGGACUGUUCGAUCGCUUCGACGUCGACAGGUCAGGAAACAUUUCGCUGAGAGAAUUUGAAGAUGCCUUGGUUGCUUUCGGAUACAGACUCAGCCCGCAAUUCGUACAAUUGCUCUUCAGCACGUACGCGAAAACGCAUAGCAGAGGGAGAGGAGACGACGGCGUGCGAGAAAAAGUGCUCAGUUUCGACCUCUUCGUGCAGGCUUGUAUAAGCUUGAAGAGGAUGACGGAUGUGUUCAAGAAGUAUGAUUCGGAUCGGGAUGGAUACAUUACACUCAGCUUGUAAGUCCGACAUGCACCGGUACCGCCGUCGGAGAGCGCUGCUGACUUUUGUUUGCGACAGUGAGGAAUUCUUGACCGGUGCGCAAAGUCUUUUCUUGUUCAAUUCGAUUUCUCCGCAGACCGACACCGGUCUGUAUUGA
Messenger RNA from Lecanosticta acicola, 1351 nucleotides. Lineage: Eukaryota; Fungi; Ascomycota; Dothideomycetes; Mycosphaerellales; Mycosphaerellaceae. The record is from the annotation of a GenBank genome assembly.